Molecule: messenger RNA, 1548 nt
Organism: Coccinella septempunctata (seven-spotted ladybird)
Lineage: Eukaryota; Metazoa; Arthropoda; Insecta; Coleoptera; Coccinellidae
Product: NADH dehydrogenase [ubiquinone] flavoprotein 1, mitochondrial-like
Exons: 2
Coding region: 70-1425 (451 amino acids)
Biological process (GO): mitochondrial electron transport, NADH to ubiquinone
Molecular function (GO): 4 iron, 4 sulfur cluster binding; NADH dehydrogenase (ubiquinone) activity; NAD binding
Source: RefSeq, a predicted model, not a curated record
AUUCAUGUGAAUUUUUUCUGAAACAAUUACGCAUAAAACAUAUCACCUUUGUUGACACUUAGUCGUGUCAUGGUCAUGAUAUACAUCAGAAACUUAACGUCAUUCAUUCAACCGCCAACAAAGCUAUUACAUUCAUCACGUAGAUCCUUGACUGAUGAAAACCGCAUAUUCACGAACCUCUAUGGAAGGUGCGAUUGGAGACUCAAAGGAGCCCUCAAGAGGGGUGACUGGUACAAAACGAAAUACAUCAUAGAGAAAGGAAGAGACUGGGUUUUGAAAGAAAUGAAGAUAUCUGAGCUACGAGGCAGAGGAGGAGCUGGUUUCCCCGUGUGGCUGAAGUGGUCCUUCAUGAACAAACCGGAAGAUGGAAGGCCCAGGUUUUUGGUGGUGAACGCUGACGAGGGAGAACCAGGCACCUGUAAGGACCGCGAGAUACUGCGGCAUGAGCCCCACAAACUUCUCGAAGGCUGCGUCAUAGCCGGAUUGACAAUAAAGGCUAAGGCAGCCUAUAUUUACAUAAGGGGAGAAUUCUACAACGAAGCUUGUAAUUUGCAGUUUGCUUUGUCGGAGGCUUACCAAGCUGGAUUCAUCGGGAGGAAUGCUUGUAAUACUGGUCAUGAUUUCGAUGUAUUUGUUCAUCGGGGGGCUGGGGCUUACAUUUGCGGGGAAGAAAGUGCUCUUAUCGAAUCUUUGGAAGGAAAGCAAGGAAAACCCAGAUUGAAACCACCCUUUCCAGCAGACAUCGGCGUCUUCGGCUGCCCAACCAUCGUUAACAACGUGGAGUCUAUAGCGGUAUCUCCUACCAUCCUGCGCAGAGGAGGUAAAUGGUUCUCGAACUUCGGACGUCCCAAAAACACGGGAACCAAGCUGUUCAACAUAUCCGGCCAAGUGGCUAAACCGUGCACCGUUGAGGAAAAAAUGGGCAUAGGCCUUAGGGAAAUAAUCGAAAAACACGCUGGUGGUGUGAAGGGUGGAUGGGGCAACCUCCUGGGCGUUAUACCGGGAGGUUCUUCAACGGCAAUCGUAAAACCGGACAGUUGCGAGAAACUAAAGUUGGAUUACGACGGUUGCUUGGAGUUUGGAUCUUCGUUCGGCACUGGAGGCGUGAUAGUGAUAGGAAGAGAUGCGGAUGUCAUCAAGGUCAUAGCGAAUUUGAGCCAUUUUUACAAGCACGAGUCGUGCGGGCAAUGCACACCCUGUAGAGAGGGCACCAAUUGGAUGAUGAAGAUUAUGAAUAGGUUCGUUACUGGGCAAGCGAUUCCCGAUGAGAUUGAUCUUUUGGAUGAGCUAUCGCGACAGAUAGAGGGUCACACUAUAUGUGCCUUAGGGGAUGCUGCUGCGUGGCCUGUUCAAGCAUUAAUUAAGAAUUUCCGAUCGGAUAUAGAGGAGAGAAUGAAGGAGUUUCAGUUAAGAGCCCGUAGUUAGAAAUACAUAUGAUUUAUAUACAUUUCAUUUGUUUAUCAAUAUAUUAAGUCCUUUCGUUUGCAUAAAAAUUGUAGCACUUUUCUACACUCGAUUUGAUUUACACCAGUGUAGAGGAAGUGUAGU